Messenger RNA from Carassius gibelio (silver crucian carp), 2208 nucleotides. Its product is annotated as membrane-spanning 4-domains subfamily A member 4A. Lineage: Eukaryota; Metazoa; Chordata; Actinopteri; Cypriniformes; Cyprinidae. Gene Ontology annotation, cellular component: membrane. The coding region runs from base 128 to 847 and encodes 239 amino acids. The record is from RefSeq and is a predicted model, not a curated record. The transcript has 8 exons.
CACUAACUCCUAUCCUGUCCCACCCACUUCUUAAAAGUUAACUACGCCACUGAAAAAGACCCAUUUCUGAACACUGUGAAGCAAAGCUGACUUCUGUCUUAUUUAUCGGUCUGUUUUAGAAAACAGGAUGUCUCACACUGUCAUACCCAUGAACUCUUCAACACUCGUCAUCCAGCUGCAAACAGCACCUGAGACGACGGACACAAAUUAUCCUGGAAUGACGGGAGCUUCACCUCUUCAAGGACUUCAGACAUUUCUGAAAGGAGAACCGAAAGCCCUUGCGAUGGUCCAGAUAAUGAUCGGUGUGAUGACUUUCCUGUUUGGCAUUGUGUCUACACUUAAUGCAGAAGCCAUCUUUGUCUAUACUGGUGUUCCUUACUGGGGAUCUCUCAUUUACAUUACCGCAGGUUCACUCUGCAUUGCUGCAGAAAACAAAAUGAAGUCUCCCUACAGUUUGUGUUUGAUGAAUGCUUCACUGGGAAUGAACGUUUGCAGUACGAUAUCUGCAGGCAUUGCCAUUAUUGCACUUUCACUAGAUUUUGCUUUUUGGCGUUACCGUUACUGCAGCCAUUCUUCCUGUUAUUUAGGGGCAAAGUACGCGACUCUCUUCCAUGGAAUCAGAGGGGUAUUAAUGUUAUUCGCCGUGUUCGAGUUUAUCAUCUCCGUCUGUCUGUCAGCAUUUGCCUGUAAAGCCAGUGCCUACAGUUCUACUUCUCUGGUGCAGUUUGCGCAGGUUUUAUCACCUCAGUCCUCUGAUUUCACGCGUUUACAUGAUCUUAACAACUCAGAGAUACCUGUGGCAAGCAGCUCUUCCAUUAAUCACCAGUCUGCAGACACUCCUCCAUAAUACAGUGAACCCAAACAAAUAUGAAUAAGUGGGCUGUUACCUGUUAUGAAACAAAAUAUAUGUGAAUGUAUUAGAACAGUGGUCCCAAACCUGUGCUGGAGGACCCCCUGCCCUGAACCUUUUGUAUGUCUCCUUCAUCUAACCAGUCCCUCCAGGAUUUCGCAGAGCUUUUUUCUGAUUUUUUGCGGCCUAAAAUAACAUUUUUUUUCUGCAGCUUUUUUCAAAAUUUGUGGCAAUAUUUGUGCCAUUUCUUAUUGUUUUGCAGUGCAAAUAUACCACAGAGAACAUUCUUCUAACACUGUUAUGACUUGGAAAACCACUGUUGGUCUCCAGACUAACGUUUGAAGACACCAACACUAGUGCUAUGAAGAUCUACAGAAGGUGUCUCCAGCACCUGACAGUAAAACACUCCCUAAUCACACAUGUACAUCUUGGAGACGUCUAUUUAAUGUCUGCAUUUACAAAUGCAAGAUGUGUUUUUAACAGUGCUUGUUCAUCUGCUGUACGUCUCUAAGAUGUUUCCUGUCAGAUGUCAAAUAGACAUUUAUUAGAAAGCAUGUAAAACUGCUUCUGAGAGCUUUAUCAGAUUACACAGCAGAUGAUUCCCAGAUCUUUAGCAGACGUCUUACUACAUCUGAUAAAAUGUUCUUUUAUCAGUUUUUUGUAAUGUCUAAAUGUAAUUUAAUGAAUAUGGAAAUAUAUAUUUUAGGGAGUGGCCUAUAAGUACUCCUCUAGUGGUAAUUUUAUAUAUAUUUUUAUUUUUAAAUAACUUUGCUUUAAUACAUUAUGAAACGUUUAGUUUUAUUCAUGGGGGAAACCUAUGAAGGAUGUACAAAUAUUAAUGUCACAUUAAAAAUAACUUUCAAAUUCUGUAAUAAUUAAAGCUUUGAAGUGCUGGGAAAAGUGUGAAGCAUUUAAUAUCACUCGAAAACAUUAAACCAUUUCUGCCACAAGUUGUUCCUGUAGUUUACUGUUAAAUCAAUGGUGAGCGGAGGUGGAGAUUUGUGUUUAUUGAACAAUGUUUUACCUGGUUUUCACAUCAGUAAAUUAUUUAACAACUAAAUAAUUAAAAAUGUCAACUUCUUCAUUUCUCCUUCCCACUGUGUUAUGCAGUAGAUGGACAUCCAAAAUGAUCGUUCUGCUGCCACCUCGUCUGUAAAGUGCAUUUGCAGCCUUUGACCGCUGAGUGGCGCUUUAACCACAAGUUAUCAAAAAGGCGCAUCAAAGCACAUUUUCCCAAAUACACGUCAGUUUUGCCUCACUGAUGUGUUACAUUUGACUGCUUCAGUUGCGGAAAAUGAAAAAAAAACCCCACUGUAGUUAAAAUAUUUAAUAUGUAAUAUUCACAGAUGAACGUUUAG